This is a messenger RNA of Orycteropus afer afer, 1201 nucleotides long. RefSeq names its product transmembrane protein 185A (gene TMEM185A). The record is from RefSeq and is a predicted model, not a curated record. Lineage: Eukaryota; Metazoa; Chordata; Mammalia; Tubulidentata; Orycteropodidae. Gene Ontology annotation, cellular component: dendrite.
CCUAGCAAAUUCCUCAUCUACGCCUGUCUGCUGCUGUUUUCUGUGCUGCUGGCCCUUCGUUUGGAUGGCAUCAUUCACUGGAGCUACUGGGCUGUCUUUGCGCCGAUAUGGCUGUGGAAGUUAAUGGUCAUUGUUGGUGCCUCGGUCGGAACUGGAGUCUGGGCGCGAAAUCCCCAAUAUCGAGCAGAAGGAGAAACGUGUGUGGAGUUCAAAGCCAUGCUAAUUGCAGUGGGCAUCCACUUGCUUCUGCUGAUGUUUGAGGUUCUAGUCUGUGACCGAAUUGAGAGAGGAAGCCAUUUCUGGCUUCUGGUCUUCAUGCCGCUCUUCUUUGUCUCCCCCGUGUCUGUCGCUGCUUGUGUUUGGGGGUUUCGACAUGACAGGUCCCUAGAGUUAGAAAUCCUGUGCUCUGUCAACAUUCUUCAGUUUAUAUUCAUCGCCUUAAGACUGGACAAGAUCAUCCACUGGCCAUGGCUUGUCGUGUGUGUCCCCUUAUGGAUUCUCAUGGCCUUCCUGUGCCUGGUUGUCCUCUACUACAUUGUGUGGUCUGUCCUGUUCCUGCGCUCCAUGGACGUGAUUGCGGAGCAGCGAAGGACACACAUAACAAUGGCCCUGAGCUGGAUGACCAUCGUCGUUCCGCUGCUUACUUUUGAGAUCUUGCUGGUUCACAAACUGGAUGGCCACAAUACAUUCUCUUGUAUACCAAUAUUUGUCCCACUGUGGCUCUCGCUGAUCACGCUCAUGGCAACCACCUUUGGACAGAAGGGAGGAAACCACUGGUGGUUCGGUAUUCGCAAAGAUUUCUGUCAGUUUCUGCUGGAAAUUUUCCCAUUUUUAAGAGAGUAUGGAAACAUUUCAUAUGAUCUCCAUCACGAAGAUAAUGAAGAAACCGAAGAAACCCCCAUUCCAGAACCACCUAAAAUUGCUCCUAUGUUUCGAAAGAAGGCCAGGGUCGUCAUUACACAGAGCCCUGGAAAGUAUGUCCUCCCUCCUCCCAAGUUAAACAUCGAAAUGCCGGAUUAGAGCCGCUUCUUUCCAGGAGGGAAUGUCGCUGGAUCAGACACACUCCUCCCCCAGCCUCUGCCUCUGUGUGCAUCCUCCAACCAGGACUGGAACUGCACCUGGGUCUCCAGGGACGCUCAUCUCAUGCCUUGUUUGCAUUCAAAGCCUAUCUGUGUCUCCCCAUCACGUGCCACAGGGGCAG